UUUGCGAUUGUUUGUCAAUGUCGUAAGUCGUUGUCAAAAGCAUGAUAUUUGGAGAAACGUGUGGAUUUUUCCAAAAUCUAGAAAUGUAUUCAAUAAAGUGAUAGAUAUUGAUUGUAUAAAUUUGAAAGGAUGGCGCGUCACCGUAAUAUAAGAAACAGAAGUUAUUCUGACGAUUACGACUAUGAGGAUGUGUAUGGACAUUCAGUUGAAGAGGACUCUUGUUUAUCUCCAAGUGAUGCUGCUCAGUUUAUGUAUGAUCGUUCACGAAACCAGCACGCUAUAUCACAGUUUAUAGAUUCUCAUGAUGAUAUACAAGAGGAGCCGGAAGAUGAUGACGUCGACAAUUCACGGCCUGCUCUCGAGCGUCGGGAAUCUAUGGACUUGAGGGGCCUUAACUUAACGGAAGAUGAUGAAGCAAAGCUUAUGUCGUGCUUGGAUGAACUGCGAAACAUUUUAGGUGAUACCUUGUCGGAUAAUAUUCUUAUACAAACGGUCCUAAAACAUAGAUUUGAUUAUAGUAGAGCACUUGAUGAAAUAUUAAAUAAUAACAAAUCUGCCAAUGACUUGACAAACAAACAACAACAUACCGAUUCCACACGGCCUAAAGUAGUUGUUGAACCACCAAUAGUCAUUCCACUAGUAGAUAAGGCUCCUCUUUCUAUAUCUACGGUGGACCAAACACCAAAAGUAAUUGCAUCAAAAAUUGAAAAGACAACACCUAUAGUAAAAGGUUUUCAAAUUAAUGUAGAUGGUAGUACCAAUAGUCGACCUCAGACACCCAGAGAUCAGUCUCCUGCGGUGGACAGAAUACAGUCUAGAAAUGACAAUUUAGAUGAUAGUAAGUCAACCCCAAAAGUUAAAGAAAGUAAAAUAGAUCCAAAUACAAAAUUUACCAAUGAGAGAGGUUCUGAUAAAGAGCAUUUGUAUAUUGUUGUUAUUGGGCAUGUGGAUGCUGGCAAGUCUACAUUAAUGGGACAUUUACUUUGUGAGCUUGGCGAGGUCAGCCAAAGGACUCUACAUAAAUAUGAGCAGGAGAGCAAGAAGAUAGGCAAGCAGAGCUUCAUGUAUGCUUGGGUAUUGGAUGAAACCGGUGAAGAGAGAGUACGAGGGAUAACAAUGGAUGUCGGAAAGGCUCAGUUUGAAACAAAGACAAAAAAAGUAAUUAUAUUAGAUGCACCGGGCCACGCAGACUUUAUCCCAAAUAUGAUUACUGGCGCUGGACAAGCAGAUGUGGCUUUGUUAGUAGUAGAUGCUACUAGAGGAGAAUUUGAAUCAGGAUUUGAACUUGGUGGACAGACCAGGGAGCAUGCCCUGCUGGUAAGGUCUCUUGGAGUCAAUCAGCUAGCUGUUGCUGUCAACAAAUUAGACACCACAAACUGGUCUCAAGAGCGCUUUAAUGAUAUUGUUAAAAAAUUAAAAGCAUUUUUAAAGCAAGCUGGAUUUAAAGACUCGGAUGUUACAUUUGUGCCAUGUUCUGGUCUGACAGGGGAGAAUCUUGUUAAAACCCCAACUGAAGGCGAAUUAAUCAAAUGGUAUAGUGGUCCUAGCUUGCUUGAUGUAAUAGAUAAGUUUAAUGUCCCAGAGAGACCUGUUUCUAGGCCUUUGCGAAUGUCCAUAAAUGAUGUAUUUAAAGGCACUGGGUCUGGCUUCUGUGUGGCUGGGCGAAUAGAAACUGGAAUACUGAAUAAAGGUGAUAAAGUAUUGGUUUGUCCUUCAAAAGAGAUAGCCGAGGUUAGAAGUCUUGCUAUUAAUGAGUUUACUACUAAUGUAUCAUUUGCUGGAGACCAGGUAGCUGUGACAUUGUCAGGAGUAGAAAUGCAAAAUGUAUCAAUUGGUUACAUACUGAGUGAUCCUGUGAACCAAGUGCCUGUAACAACACGAUUUGAAGCCCGGCUCGUAGUCUUUAAUGUAAAAGUACCUAUUACUAAAGGCUAUCCUGUAUUACUUCAUCACCAGUCACUGGUCGAAUCGGCACACAUUAGUAAACUCAAAGCACUUUUGAAUAAAAGCACUGGAGAAUUAAUAAAGAAAAAACCUAGAUGCUUAGGAAAUAAUUCAGUAGCCCUAGUAGAGAUUGAGGUGUGUAGGCCUAUUUGUAUGGAGCGAUACAAAGAUGUGAAGGAGUUAGGAAGAGUAAUGUUGCGUGUUGCAGGUGUUACAAUAGCUGCUGGACUUGUAACUGACAUUUAUACAGAUUGAUCUGAUGUUCUGUUCAUUAUUUAUUUGUCAAAUAUAGCAGAUUUUUCUGGCUUUAAAUGUACACACUUUCAGAGGAUGGAAAUGUAAAUUUCAUAAGAAUUAAUAUUAAUUAUGUACAAUUAAAAUUAAAAUUUUAUUGUGCUAUACUUAAUCGUGAUAAUUAUAACAUAUAAAUUAUAUUUAUGGCAAUAAAUGUUAUCAAAGUU
Colias croceus (clouded yellow) is the source of this 2405-nucleotide messenger RNA. RefSeq names its product protein HBS1 (gene HBS1). Lineage: Eukaryota; Metazoa; Arthropoda; Insecta; Lepidoptera; Pieridae. The record is from RefSeq and is a predicted model, not a curated record. Gene Ontology annotation, molecular function: GTPase activity; GTP binding. The transcript has a single exon. Gene Ontology annotation, biological process: translation. The coding region runs from base 130 to 2199 and encodes 689 amino acids.